CUACGGAGAGAAGGGUGGACACCCGCGCCCGCCUCUAAAGCCCGCCUUUCCUGACAAAUAAAGGUCGCCGCCGCCGAGUCAGCGGGCGGAGCUAAGCCAGCCGUGAUUCAUACUGUCGCGGGAACCCGGGAGGUGGAGCCCCGCGUAACCAGAGAUGACCCGAAGUUGCUCCGCUGUGGGCUGCAGCACGCGGGACACCGAGCUGAGCCGGAAGCGCGGCCUCUCCUUCCACCAAUUUCCAACUGACACCAUACAGCGCUCAAAAUGGAUCAGGGCUGUUAAUCGUGUGGAUCCCAGAAGCAAAAAGAUUUGGAUUCCAGGACCGGGUGCCAUGCUGUGUUCCAAACAUUUUCAAGAAAGUGACUUUGAGUCCUACGGCAUAAGAAGAAAGCUGAAGAAAGGAGCUGUGCCUUCUGUUUUUCUAUACAAGAUUCCCCAAGGUGUACACCUUAAAGGUAAAGCAAAACAGAAAAUCCUAAAGCAACCGCUUCCAGAGAAUUCUCAAGAGGGCGCUACUGAGGACCAUAACUACAGUUUAAGGAGACCUUUGACAAUGGGUGCAGAGAGACUGGCUGAGGUGCAGCAGUUGUUGCAAGUGUCCAAAAAAAGAAUUCUCUCUGUAAAAAACUACCGGAUGAUCAAGAAGAGAAAGGGCUUACAACUAAUUGAUUCACUUGUGGAAGAGAAACUACUCUCUGAAGAAACAGAGUUUCUGCUCCGAGCUCAAUUUUCAGAUUUUAAGUGGGAGUCGUAUAAUUGGAGAGAAAUAGACGAGUACUCCGCAGAGAUGAAGCAGUUUGCAUGCACACUCUACUUGUGCAGCAGCAAAGUCUAUGACUAUGUACGAAAGAUACUGAAGCUGCCUCAUUGCUCCAUCCUCAGAACGUGGUUGUCCAAAUGCCAACCCAGUCCAGGCUUCAAUAGCAACAUUUUUUCGUUCCUUCAGCGAAGAGUGGAGAACGGAGACCAGCUGUAUCAGUACUGUGCAUUGACAAUAAAAGAUGUCUCUCUCAAGCAGCAGCUUCAGUGGGAUCCCAGCAGUCACAGUCUGCAAGGGUUCAUGGACUUUGGUCUUGGAAAACUCGAUGCUGAUGAAGCACCACUUGCUUCUGAGACGAUCUUGCUCAUGGCAGUGGGUAUUUUUGGUCACUGGAGGAUGCCUCUCGGUUACUUCUUUGUCAACAGAGCAUCUGGAUGUUUGCAAGCUCAGCUACUGCGUCUGGCAAUUGGCAAGCUGAGUGACACAGGGGUCACAGUGCUAGCUGUCACUUCGGACGCCACUGCUCACAGUGUGCAGAUGGCUAGAGCUCUGGGGAUUCACCUUGACGAGGACAGCAUGAAGUGCACGUUCCAGCACCCGUCGGCCUCCGGCCAGCAGAUCGCAUACUUCUUCGAUUCCUGCCACCUGCUGAGACUCGUAAGAAACACAUUUCAGAGUCUGCAGACCAUUCAGUUUCUCCACGGCACAGCACACUGGCAGCAUCUGGUGGAUUUAGCAGCGCUGGAGGAGCAAGAAUUAGCAGGUAGGGAGAGGAGCCCAUGCAAGCUCAUCAGUUUGAAAAGUCACGUGCUGAAAGUGAACUGUGCAGCCCAGCUCUUCAGCGAGAGUGUAGCCCGUGCAUUAGAACACUUGCUGUCCACAGGCCUGCCUUCUUUUCAAAAAUGUAUGGGUACCACUUAUUUUUUACGCUUAAUUAGCAAUCUGUUUGACAUUUGUAACAGUAGGAACCGUUAUGGAAAGAGACUUAAAGGGCCUCUAUCACCUGAAACAUACAGUAAAAUAAAUCACGUGUUAAUUGAAGCCAAGACUAUUUUUGUUACUUUAUCCGACACUAGCAAUAAUCAAAUCAUUAAAGGUAAACAGAAACUGGGAUUCCUGGGAUUUUUGCUUAAUGCCGAAAGCUUAAAAUGGCUCUACCAAAAUUAUGUUGUCCCAAAGGUCGUGCCUCUUCCUUAUCUUCUGACUUACAAGUUCAGUCAAGAUCAUCUGGAAUUAUUUCUGAAGAUGCUUAGGCAGGCAUCAGUACCCAGUUCCAGCCCUACCUGCAUGGCAUUCCAGAAAGCCUACCAUAAUUUGGAGACUAGGUGCCAAUUUCAAGAUGAAGUUUUUCUAAGUGAAGCAAGCAUCUUUGACAUUUCACUUGCUCGAAGGAAAGACUUGGCCCUCUGGACAGUCCAGCAUCAGUAUGGUGUCAACAUCACAAAGACACUCUUUCACAAAGAGGAUAUUUACCAAGACUGGCCUAAUUGUUCACUAAGUGAGGCAUUACUAGACCUGUCAGAUCAUAGGCGGAAUCUUACCAAUUACGCUGGUUAUGUUGCAAAUAAAUUAUCAGCGCUUUUAAUUUGUGAAGACUGCAUUACUGCACUGUAUGCUUCGAACCUCAAAGCCUCUAAAAUUGGGUCAUUGUUACGUGUUAAAAAGAAAAAUGGUUUGCAUUUUCCUUCAGAAAGUCUAUGUCGGGUUAUAAAUAUUUGUGAGCAAGUUGUAAAAACCUAUUCAAGAAUGGCAGUUUUUGAACUAGUUCCUAAGCAGAGGGAAUUGUAUUUUCAACAGAAAAUAUUAUGUGAGCUUUCUGGGCAUCUGAGUCAUCUUUUUGCAGAUUUAGAUGAGCAUCUGUUUGAUGGAGAAGUGUGUGCCAUCAAUCACUUUGUCAAGUUGUUGAAGGAUAUAAUAAUCUGUUUCUUAGAUAUCAGCACUAAACGUGUAGUGCAGUACCCCUUGAAACACCAUUCAGAAAGAAUUGAAAUGAAAACCUUAUCAAGGAAACUUUGGUCAUCUUUACAGGAUUACAGAUGUUCAACUGUUGCUCAUACCAGUUCAUUCAGGAACCCACUAAUUAACAAUGAGAGACCCAAAAUAUGUUAA
Molecule: messenger RNA, 2869 nt
Organism: Carlito syrichta (Philippine tarsier)
Lineage: Eukaryota; Metazoa; Chordata; Mammalia; Primates; Tarsiidae
Gene: THAP9
Product: THAP domain containing 9
Exons: 5
Coding region: 155-2869 (904 amino acids)
Source: RefSeq, a predicted model, not a curated record